Cataglyphis hispanica is the source of this 3520-nucleotide messenger RNA. RefSeq names its product ATP-binding cassette sub-family G member 4. The coding region runs from base 262 to 2184 and encodes 640 amino acids. The record is from RefSeq and is a predicted model, not a curated record. Gene Ontology annotation, cellular component: plasma membrane. Lineage: Eukaryota; Metazoa; Arthropoda; Insecta; Hymenoptera; Formicidae. Gene Ontology annotation, molecular function: ABC-type transporter activity; ATP binding; ATP hydrolysis activity. The transcript is spliced from 15 exons.
GAGACGGUACUUUACCCUCGGUCGUCGACAGUCCGCGUCCUGGUGUCUGCGUCUUAUUGUUAGAGAGAGAAUCCCGAAGAGUGUGGUGUACGGUUUAUAUGUACCAAACUGGAAGUACGAUUACCAAAUGUCAAAAGUUACAAGUCAAGUGUCUUAUCACACUUCCGAUGAACACGUUGUCCGUUGAAACGAUAGAUGACUGUUCGAGUAUAAACGCCUCCUAUCAUCCAACGAGUAUACGCUUAUAAAGCACACAUAACGAUGGAGGUAUUGAUACACGAAGCGAGUAACCGGCAAGAAAUCAGAGCGAGCGAGCCGACUUGCACGAUCGAUCUUAAAUCAACGUCCAAAACAAAACGAGAGGACGUCGAUACACCAUUUCAGAUUAAACGUAAAGAUGAUAAAGAACCGAUCGACAUCAUCUUCGAGAACAUCACUUAUACUGUGAGACUCGGCUUUAGGAAAGGCACGAAAGAGAUUUUACAUGGGAUUAAUGGAAGGCUUCCAAGCAAACAGUUGAUAGCUUUGAUGGGACCAUCUGGUGCCGGGAAAUCUACGUUACUCGACAUCCUGUCCGGAUUUCGCAUAACUGGCGUCCAAGGCAAUGUACUAAUCAAUGGUCGCAACCGGCAUCUAAAUUCCUUUCGAAAAUGCAGUGCGUACAUCACGCAAGACGAUCGAUUGGAACCGUUACUCACCGUGAUCGAAAACAUGAGAGUCGCCGCUGAUUUAAAGCUUCCGACAAGCACGUCACGACACGAGAAAGAAAUUAUCAUCGAAGAAAUUCUCACGACACUUGGUUUAUACGAACAUAUGCAUACGAGGUCCGGUAGAUUAAGUGGCGGACAAAAAAAACGAUUGUCCAUUGCAUUAGAGUUGGUUAACAAUCCCACGGUUAUGUUUCUUGACGAGCCGACAACAGGUUUAGACAGCUCGUCUUGCAUGCAAGUCGUAAACUUACUGAAAGUACUGGCACGACAAGGGAGGACAAUAAUCUGCACUAUCCAUCAACCUAGUGCGUCCAUGUUUCAACUGUUCGAUCAAGUGUAUGUCUUAGCAAAGGGGGAAUGUAUGUAUCAAGGAACGACGAACAAAUUGCUGCCUUAUUUAGAAAGCAUAAAAUUAACAUGCCCUAUGUAUCACAAUCCCGCCGAUUAUAUAAUUGAACUCGCUUGCGGAGAUUACGGCGAAGAUAAAAUUGACACAUUGAGAAAUGGAUCGCAAAAUGGAAGCAAUUGGCAGUGGUUUGAAAAUUCGGCAGAUCUGAUGGACGCGAAAAGUUUGAGAGCGGCGCGUCCUCUGAUAAAUAAAUUCGAAGAUAAGAGCGGUCUGCACGCAACUAGUCUCGCACAUCAAAUCAAAAUCUUGCUAAGAAGAGGAUACAUCAUGUGUAAACGAGAUACAACACUGACACAUUUACGCAUCGGCGUCAACGUACUCGUCGGUUUAAUGCUAGGCUCGGUCUUCCUGCGAUCCGGCGCCGAUGGUUCGCGCGUUUUGGACAACUAUAAUCUCCUUUUCUCAAUUCUAAUCCAUCACAUGAUGACGACAAUGAUGCUCACUAUAGUGACGUUUCCCAUGCAGAUGUCUAUCUUGGUAAAGGAAAAUUUUAACAGAUGGUACAGCAUGAAGGCAUUCUACACUGCUAUAACGUUAAUCGACGUGCCAAUUUCAAUAAUAUGCUGCAUCAUUUUCUCAAUAAUUGUAUAUCUCAUGUCAGCGCAGCCGUUAGAGUUUAUUCGAUUUUUUAUGUUUUUGGCCAUUAGCAUGCUAAUAGUGUUUAUAGGCCAAGGUACUGGUCUCAUGAUAGGCGCUGCGUUUAAUGUAGUGAAUGGGACAUUUAUGGGACCGACAGUGGCAGUGCCGUUGAUGAUGUUCGCCGGAUUUGGCGUGUCAUUACGCGAUCUACCAAACUAUCUAAAGUGGGGAACCUACAUCAGUUAUUUAAGAUAUGGUCUAGAAGGAUUCGUUGGAGCCAUUUAUGGUUUUGACAGACCGAUUCUAGAUUGCAAAGAGAAGGGCGAGCUGUACUGCCACUAUAGAUAUCCCUCCAAAUUUCUCUCCGACAUCGCUAUGAGGGGGGACCAAUUCUGGAACGACAUUAUCGCGCUGAGCACGAUAUUAAUCAUCACGCGAUGCGGCGCGUAUUUGCUUCUACGAUGGAAGAUUGUUUCAUACCGAUAAAGCCGAUGUGCGGAUGGAUCUUCGCAAGAAAAUAAAACUAUUUUUUUUUCUCAUUAAGAUUACAGGUGGUUGCGAAUCGUACGUGUUUAAUCUUCGGAUUUAUAUCUGAAAUGGAAAUAGAAAUCGUAUCCUUGCCAAAUCCAAAUAUUCUUUUUCUUUUUCGUUUGAUUGAGCAAUUGAUCGUCAUUCAUUUUGUCUGUCAGAUUGAUGCAUAUUUUUAUUAUUAUCGAAACUUAUCCCCGAACUGAUAUUUAUACAACGAAAAAAGUGCCAUAAACACUUGAUAUAUAAUUUUUUUAUAUAUACAUAUACAUAUAAAAUUCAUGAGAGUGUAAUCUCUUGAUAGUCGCGAAUGAAUGAAAACGAGUGAGACUGUGUAGGCUUGUGUAUAUAUACGUAUAUAUAUAAAUACGUAUAAACACAUAUAAAUAUAUCCAUGCAUGCGUAUCAAGACACCGAAAGAUAUUGAGAAUAAUGAUGAUAACAUACGUAUGCAACGAUGCCGUUAGUGAACAGUGCGAUGUUGUAUUUAAUUUUUUUGCUCGAAUGUGAUAUUAUAUAAAUGCAGCAUUAGAAAACUGUGCGUGGUAUGAUAUAUGGUGAAUUAGUAAGAUAUAUUUUAAACUUCAAUUGCUUCUGUUAUAGCCCUGACAUCUUUUAGCUCGCUCGAGAUUUUGAUAAGCAAUUAUGUCAAAUAGAGCUGAACCGCGUUAUAUGUGAUAAGAAUGCGAUAUGCAAAUGAUGCGCGUUUGUUUAUUAAGUAAUUCAUAUAAUAUUAUUAUAUUUUUCAAAAAUUUUGAUAUAAUAUUUGUCAAGUACUGUAUUAUCAAAAUGUCAUUUUCGAAUUAUUCCUGAUAUUUGAGGAAAUAUUGAUCCUUGAAUUAGUAAGAUGUACUAAUUGUUUAUUCAGUUUAAUCUUUUAAAAAUAUUGUGUGAAUUGCCGCUCAAGAGUUUUUAAGCUUAUUAUGUAUACUUUACAUAUUAUUAUUACAAUUAUUACCGUUUCAUUAUUAGUAUAUAUAUAUAUAUAUAUAUAUAUAUAUAUAUAUAUAUAUUUUUAUGCUAUUUAUUAUUUUAUUUUAUGCAUAUUUAUGCAAAAAAAAAUAAUCUAACAAUAAGAGAGAGAGGGAAAAAAAAUUUGUUCAAACUGUCUGUUUUAUAUUCUCGUCAGUUUUGUCAAGUUGGCCACCCUUAAUGACUAUUCAUCUAUAAUAUUUUGGUUUAUAUAAUAUUGUUAAAUUUAAUUUAUUUUAUUAUAAUAUACAAUAUAUUAAUGACUUGCAAUAUAAUCUAAUUAAUUACAAGAAAAAUAAAUUUUAUUAUGUUGUUAUUGUUA